Messenger RNA from Lycium ferocissimum, 2412 nucleotides. RefSeq lists its product as uncharacterized. The transcript has 3 exons. The coding region runs from base 167 to 2251 and encodes 694 amino acids. Lineage: Eukaryota; Viridiplantae; Streptophyta; Magnoliopsida; Solanales; Solanaceae. The record is from RefSeq and is a predicted model, not a curated record.
GAAAUCUGAAGAACCAGUAGUUGAAGGACCAGCAUGGAAAGAAACACCUGAAGAACUAGCAUCUGAAGAGAAACCUGAAGAACCAGCAGUUGAAGAAACACCUAAAGAUCUAGCAGUUGAAAAGAACCUUGAAAAACUAGCAGUCGAAGAGAAACCUGAAAAGAAUAUGCCAGUUGUAGAUUCAAAUGGGAAGACUGGCAAUGAAACUCCAUGCAUUACGAACAAACCUGAAGAACCAGCAGUUGAGGUAAAACCUGCAGAGCCAAUGCUUGAGGAAAAACUUGAAGAACCAAUUGUUGAGGAUAAACCUGAAGAACCAGUAAUAAAGGAGAAAGCUCAAAGACUAGCAGUUGAAGAAACACUUGAAGAGCAAGCAAGGGUGGAAACGCCUAAAGAGCUAGCAGUCGAAGACAAACCUGAAGAACCAGCAGUUGAAGAAACACCUGAAGAACUAGCUAUUAAGCAGAAACCUAUGUUCUCUGAAGGUGAAGCUGCGCACAUUAAUAGUCAAGAGGAUGUAAUCAGGCAAGAAACUUCAGGAAGCACAAAAUCUGAGAAUAUGCAAGUUGUAGAUUCAAACGACAAGGCUGAUAGUGUUGCUGAAGUUGAGGAAAAACCUGAAGAUUCAGCAGUUGAAGAGAAACCCAAGGAAUCGCCAGUUGAAGAGAAACCGGAAGAACAAGCCAUUAAGGAGAAACUCGAAGAACCAGCUGUUGAGGAGAAACCUGGCAAACCAGCUGUUGACGGGACACCUGAAGAACCUGCGGUGGAAGAAACAUCUGAACAUCCAGUUGAAGAGAAUCGAGAAAUUUCAUGCAAUACCAGCAAUGAUGUUGUUGAAGUUGAGGAAAGGCCUGAAGAUUCAGCAGUUGAAGAGAAACCCGAGGAAUGGACAGUUGAAGAGAAACCGGAAGAACCAGGCAUUAGGGAGAAAUUUGAAGACCCAAAAGCUGAGGAGAAACUGGAAGAACCACUGGUUGAGGAGAAAUUCGAUGAAACAGCGAUUGAAGGGCCACUUGAAGAACCUGCGGCGAAAGAAACACCUGAACAACCAACGGUUGAAGAGAAACCUCAAGAACCAGCAGUUCAAGAGAAACCGGAAGAACGAAAAGUUGAAGAGAAACUUGAAGAAGCAGCAAUUGAUGAAAAACUUGAGGAACCAACAGUUGAGGAGAAACCUAAAGAACCAGCAGUUAAAGAAAAACCUAAAGAACCAGCAGUUGAUGAAAAACUUGAGGAACCAGCACUUGGAGAAAAUACUGAAGAACAAGCAGUUGAAGAAACACCCAAAGAACCAGCAGUUGAACUAAAACCCGAAGAAUCAAAAGUUGAGGAGAAACCCAAAGAACCAGAGAUUGAGGAGAAACCCAAAGAACAAGCGGAGGAAGAAGCACCUGAAGAACCGGUGGUUAAAGAGACACAUGAAGAAAUAGCAGCUGAAAAGAAACCUGAAGAAUCAGCAGCAGGUUCCAUGACAAAAUGCAAUGAAACAAAAGAAACACAGAAAGAAGAAGUAAAAACUGAAAAUGCUCUAAGUGCCCAAGUAGGAUGUGAACAAGAGGAAAAAGCAAGGGAUGAACGGGAAGAAAUAACAGAACAUUUCACAUCGUUGAAAUCCGUUAAGGCUACAGAAAAGGAGAUAGCAAUGGAUAACAUGGUGAGCAAUGAAAGCAAUGUAACUAAGCAGAUACAAGAGCAGGCAGCAUAUCCUCUACUUACAACGGAUUGGGUGGAAACUGUUCGAACAGGCAGCACUGAUGUCAAUGGUACGCCCAAAGACAGUAUUACCCCACAUGUGCAACUGGAUGCAGCGGCCAGAAGUCUCCAGCACAUGCAGGAAACUGCUGAAACAGUACAACAUCAGGAAAAUCACGAAAACGAGAAAGAAGUGGAAUGUGAUUCAAAAGAAGCACCAGGGGAAUCCAGAUCAAGAGAGCCACAAGCUAAGGCCGCGCUUUCUGACGUUAUCCAUGUAUCAGUAAAACAGAGAUCAAAAAUGGAGGAAAAUUUUGAUGAUGAAAGAGAAGACAACGGCAAAGAGGAGGAAGGAAUUCAACAAACAAGAGAAGGGUCAGGUUCUGAUGAUACAGUGAUCGUAGAAGUCUCAAGAGAUGCUGAUAUCAAAGUUCCUCAGAAGAAACAUCAGAACAUAUUGUCAGGAGUUGGAUCAAAAGUCAAGCACUCAAUUGCAAAGGUGAAGAAAGCCAUCACUGGUAAGUCCUCUCAGACCAAGCCACCAUCACCAAAGUAAGGUGAAUAAAAAGAUCAAGACUUCACAUUGUACAAAGUUGUAAUUUCUCAAGAAAAGCAAAGUGAAAAGCUUUUCACCAAUUCAAGUUUUUAAUAAAGUAGAAAAGUUUUUCCAGAAUGUGAAAUCUUAUUGUAUUAGGAAUUCCUUUAUUAUUGGAUACA